This is a messenger RNA of Peromyscus leucopus (white-footed mouse), 839 nucleotides long. RefSeq names its product DPH3 homolog. The record is from RefSeq and is a predicted model, not a curated record. Gene Ontology annotation, molecular function: metal ion binding. The coding region runs from base 216 to 464 and encodes 82 amino acids. Lineage: Eukaryota; Metazoa; Chordata; Mammalia; Rodentia; Cricetidae. The transcript is spliced from 3 exons. Gene Ontology annotation, biological process: protein histidyl modification to diphthamide.
GCAGUAAGCGUCACCUUUGCGGCAAUAAGUCCCCCAGCUCGGUUAUCUCCAUGGCGACCGCGACCCGGUCACCCAUUUGGCUACCGAGGCCGGAGUUACGUCAUCGCCUUGCGCAGCCCGGAAGUGAUUGUCCCUGCUUCUGAGUAGGCCGGGAAGUCCAGACCUUCCAUCUCGGGCCGAGUUAAGCAAACUGAUGAAGUGUCCACCCCGUGACUAUGGCGGUGUUUCACGAUGAGGUGGAGAUCGAGGACUUUCAAUAUGACGAGGACUCGGAGACCUAUUUCUACCCCUGUCCCUGUGGGGAUAACUUCUCCAUCACCAAGGAAGAUUUGGAGAAUGGAGAAGAUGUGGCAACGUGUCCUAGCUGCUCUCUCAUUAUAAAAGUGAUUUAUGACAAAGAUCAGUUUAUGUGUGGAGAAACAGUCCCAGCACCUUCAGGCAACAAAGAGUUAGUUAAAUGCUGAAGAAGCCCCCAGGAACCCAAAUCCUGAGCAGCAGGGAAGGAGCCCAGGUGGAUGGAUCAAGUGCUGAGUAGACAAGCUCUUCACAGGACAGCUGUCUGUGGCUGGCUCUUCCAUGUGGAUCUUCAUCAGCCGCCGAAUUCAUCAUAAACACACGAGCCUGUGACGUGUCAGACCUGGAUUUCCUGUUCCCAUGGAAUGGGCAGGAUUCCUAAUUGUCCGUCUGAGUUUGAAGGAAGAGCCAUAUAAACUGGUGCUUUUCCUUUCUCUCAGUUGCAUCAUUUCAGUAUCUUAAAACUAAUUUAUUUUCUGAAAACAGCCUCGUCCACUUCAAUCCUGAGGCUCUUUAUUUUAUAAAGAUUUAUUAUUUUAUUUUUA